Musa acuminata subsp. malaccensis (wild Malaysian banana) is the source of this 1430-nucleotide messenger RNA. Its product is annotated as ethylene-responsive transcription factor 4-like. Gene Ontology annotation, biological process: regulation of DNA-templated transcription. Gene Ontology annotation, molecular function: DNA-binding transcription factor activity; DNA binding. The record is from RefSeq and is a predicted model, not a curated record. NCBI's taxonomy places the organism in Eukaryota, Viridiplantae, Streptophyta, Magnoliopsida, Zingiberales, Musaceae.
UUUAUUUAAUUAUUUUAAAUUUUAAUGGAUCGAUUAUCUCAUUGAUUCCAAUCAUAAUAUCAACAGUUAUCCCCUAACUCUUCUACCAGGAGACGAUGGCCAACAGAAGCGAGUCUAGUAGACCACCAACGAUGGGACCAUAUCGCCACGUACCACCGCCCACUGUAAUUAACAGCAAGCCCGUCCCUGUAGCCCAUAUCCGAUAGGUCAUUGUUACCCAACCGGCUCAUCUCGGCCCUCCAUUCACCGAGAUCACCUCUCCGUGCCGCUUCGCCUCGGAUAGGACCGCAGCGCAGCCCAUUGCUCAGCAGCCGCGGGUCCAGAUGACACAUCAUGGGCUGUCUGUGGCAGGCGGGACCCACUGCGUGAUCCGAGUUAGACGGCGCACAAGCGGUCGAUGCGGACAGAUGGUGGGCAAAGGCCGCCGGCGCCCAAGUGUCCUCCAUUUCGCCGCUCCACCAUCCAAAUGUAAAUUGCGAGCGAUCGAUCGAUAUAUAAACGCCCCACCCCCACCCUUUAACCCACCCUCGCUUCUCGGAUUAGAGUCGUCAUCUAGCUGGGCAAAGGAAAUAAAAAGAGUGCAAAUAACACGGUGACAGAUCUUUACCCAUGGCGUCCACCGAGAAGUUGGCCACCGCCGGCAGAGUAGGAGGAAGAGGGGGGAAGGAGACGCACUUCCGGGGGGUUAGGAAGCGGCCAUGGGGGAGGUACGCGGCGGAGAUACGGGACCCGGGGAAGAAGAGCCGGGUCUGGCUCGGGACCUUCGACACCGCCGAGGAGGCGGCUCGGGCGUACGACGACGCCGCCCGCCAGUUCCGCGGCUCCAAGGCCAAGACCAACUUCCCCCGCCCUGAUUCCUACCCGUACCCCGGCAGCCCCAGGAGCCAGAGCAUCACGGUGGAGUCCUACGGCAGGGAAGCCACCGGACCGCCGCUCAAGAUCCCGCUCCCGCCCCCGCUCGACCUCAACAUUCACCACCGUGGCGGCGUCGGCGGCUGCAAGCGGUUUCCCUUCCACCCAUACCCGACCGUCGCCGCCACCACAGUGCCGGCGGGAUACCCGCGCCUCCUCUUCGACAUGACGGUCAGAUCGGAAAAAGCGGCUGCGAUCAGUCGCCACCACCUCCUCACGCUGUGUCCGCCCACGAUCCUCGCCGAUCCGCGGGCCGCGAUUGCCUGCAGCGUUGAUAGCGACUCGGACUCCUCCAUCGUGGAUCUCCACCCUAGCCACCGCUCUCCGGCUUCGCACAAGAUGCUCCCCUUCGAUCUCGACCUCAACCUUCCCCCUUCACCCGAGAUCGCGUGAUCCACCUCCUACCCCGCUACUUUAUCACAUCGACCAUCCCAGUCCGAGCACUUUCUUUCUCAUCUCUCCUUUCCAUCCCAUCCCUUUUACCAGGGCAAGUAAAAUGGUAACACCACCAACGGUGA